AUGCGGCUCCCUCUUCUCGUUGUCGCCUGUGCGGCCGCCGCCUCCUCCGAGCUGGCGCCGGCGCCGGCGCCCGGCCACCGUCCGGCGCUUCCGCGGCAAUGCAAGGCCGAUCAGCUGGUUGCCGCGGGCGGCAAGCGCGGCGGAGCCGUGCCGGCCGUGUGGGCGCCUCCGUCGUACGGCUGGGCCAUCCUCUCCAACUGGCUCUACUUUCUCUCCCUCGGCCUCAACGCCGUGAACGUGCAGUACCUCGUGCGGCUGAUAGUGAACGCCGACGGCAGCACCGCGCCGAGCCCUGCGGCGAUCGCGCUGAGCGGGCGGGUGGAGACGGUGGACAAGCUGCUCACCUUCCUCGGCGUCGGCCUCCUCUCCGCCCUCUCCGACGUCCGUGGCCGCAAGCCGCUGAUGGCAUGGUCCGCUCUCGGCUUCGCCGCGACCAACCUGCUGCAGGCGUCCGCCGGUGCCGGAUCCAUCGGCCGGCUCUACCUCGCGGACCUCAUCGACGGGUGCUCGUCCUGCAUGACGCCAAUCUGCCAGGCGUACGUCGCGGACUGCUCGCCCGCCUCGCGGCGCGCGCAGAACCUCGGCGUCUCCCGCGCCGGCGUCUUCCAGGGCCUGUCGGUGGGCGGCGCGUUCCUGCUCGCCUUCCCCAUCGGAGGCGUGCUCGGAGCAAAGUUGGGCCCGCGCGCGCCGCUCCGGAUCGCCGCCGCGCUGCAAGUCGUCAACGCCGCCCUCAUCGCGCUGCUCGUGGACCUGAGGGAGGCCAACCCGAUCGGUGCCCUCCGCCGCCUCUUCGGGCGAGCCGGGCUGCUGCGGAGCGCCGCGCUGGCAUACGGUUUCGUCUCCCUCGCGCGCAACGCGCUCGACGCGCAGUUCGUCAACUACGCCAGCGUGCGGUUUGGCUGGUCGCAGCAGCAGACGGGCCCGAUCAUGGUGGUGGUGGGCCUCAUGCUCGCCGUCGCGCCAAGGCUGCUCGUGCCGCGCCUCGGCCCGCGACGCGCCGUCCUGCUGCCGCGCCCGCGCCUUCAGCGCGCCGUCCUCUACGGGCUCGCUGUCUUCGCGGCCGGUCUCGGCGGCGCGGGCGCCUCCCCCUCGCCCACAGGCUUCCUCGCCUCCAUCGUCGUCGUCUCGGUCGGCUGUGUCUGCAUCCCCGCCCUCCAGGCCCUCCUCACCAACAUCGCGCCGCCCGGCGAGCGAGGUGCACUCCUCGGCGCACUCGGCGCCCUCACCGAGCUCACCGGCGCCAUCGGCUCGACGCUGUACGCCGCUGUCCUCGCCGCCUUCACCGCCGAGGCGCCGCCGCUGCCGCUGCCCGGGAUGCACUUCUUCGUCGGCGCGGCGAUGCUGGUGGCCGCGUGGGCGCUCGCGGCGCGCGGCUUCGCCACACACGCGGCCGAGGCGCGCGCCGCCGCGGCGGCGGGGCCGGCCGGGGCCGCGGACGAGUAG
Emiliania huxleyi CCMP1516 is the source of this 1443-nucleotide messenger RNA. RefSeq lists its product as hypothetical. Lineage: Eukaryota; Haptophyta; Isochrysidales; Noelaerhabdaceae. The record is from RefSeq and is a predicted model, not a curated record. Gene Ontology annotation, biological process: transmembrane transport. The transcript is spliced from 5 exons. Gene Ontology annotation, molecular function: transmembrane transporter activity. The coding region runs from base 1 to 1443 and encodes 480 amino acids. Gene Ontology annotation, cellular component: membrane.